Molecule: messenger RNA, 1398 nt
Organism: Amborella trichopoda
Lineage: Eukaryota; Viridiplantae; Streptophyta; Magnoliopsida; Amborellales; Amborellaceae
Product: putative methyltransferase TCM_000336
Molecular function (GO): methyltransferase activity
Source: RefSeq, a predicted model, not a curated record
UCAACGCAUGAAAUUAAGUGUAACUCAGUCGUCAUCUUCAAGAACACAGAGAGAAUAAAUACAGGAACCGUGAACAAAGAGAGCUAAAUGAUCCCCUGGCGUACCUGCUGAUUUCAAGAUUUGGAAUACGAGGUUCUGAAAUCUACUUCUUAACUCAAACUCAAUGGAUGUUGAGAAAACCCUUCACAUGAAGGAAGGAGUUGGAGUCACAAGCUAUGCUCAAAAUUCAUCUCUUCAGAAAAAUGGGUUAGACAGAGUGAAGCCCAUAACAGAGGAGGCUGCGAUAAACAUGCUUUGUUCGACGAAUUACCCUCGAAGUUUGGUGAUCGCUGAUUUGGGGUGUGCCUCAGGACCCAACACUUUCUCUGUCUUAAUUACAAUCAUCAAAACUAUAUGUGGGAGAUACAGAGAAGCUUCUCUCUUACUACCAGAGUUUCAAGUUUACCUCAAUGACUUGCUUGGAAAUGAUUUCAAUUCGGUUUUUAGGGCACUGCCCUCUUUCCAUGAGUCCAUUGGAGAGAAAGAAGGUGUUUUCGGCUCGUGUUUUGUGGCAGGUGUUCCGGGUUCUUUCUAUGGGAGGCUCUUUCCUAGCAACAGUCUACACUUUGUGCACUCUUCUUACAGUCUCCAUUGGCUCUCCAGGGUUCCUUUGGGACUGUAUGGUGAGGAUGGCGUCCCACCAAACAAGGGAAAGAUAUACAUCUCGGAAGCCAGUCCUCCAUGUGUGCCAAAAGCCUAUUUCUCUCAGUUUAAGAAGGAUUUCUCAUUAUUUCUCAAAUCACGCUCUGAAGAAAUGAUUGACGGUGGUCGAAUGGUGUUAAUGCUUUUGGGUCGAAGGACUGAUAAUCCAUGUGACAAAGAUGCCACUUUUCUUUGGGAAAUUUUUGCAAAAGCCUUCGCUUACUUGGUUUCAAAGGGUUUGGUUGAAAAGGAAAAGGUGGAUUCUUACGAUGUGCCUUUCUACGCUCCAUCCUUAAAGGAAGUGGAAGAGGAGGUCAUGAGAGAAGGGUCCUUCCAAAUUGAGCAUGUGGAGGUGCUCAAUACACAUCGAAAACAUAACCACUGCAGAAAAAUAGUGAUGGCAGUUCGGUCAAUAAAUGAGCCCAUGCUUAAGCAACAUUUUGGAGAGAAAAUAAAUGACAAUUUGUUUGAGAAGUAUGGAGAGAUACUUGAAAAGGAAAUGGCUCAAGUGGAGACUAAGGAGAUCAGCUUCUCUAUAGUCCUAAGGAAAUCACAUUGAUUUCUAUGCAUUGUGCAUUUCCCUUUGAUUUUGGUUGUUUGCAAAAUUUCCUUUUCAAUGGCAAGUAAGGCAUUGAAUUUUCAUUUUGUUGCCACUAUGUUGACCAACGCUGUUUCAUGUUUUUGGCAUGACAUUAAAUAUCGGAAAUUAUGAAGUUC